Molecule: messenger RNA, 3187 nt
Organism: Bubalus bubalis (water buffalo)
Lineage: Eukaryota; Metazoa; Chordata; Mammalia; Artiodactyla; Bovidae
Product: glutathione S-transferase theta-4
Exons: 6
Coding region: 2258-3049 (263 amino acids)
Biological process (GO): glutathione metabolic process
Cellular component (GO): cytoplasm
Molecular function (GO): glutathione transferase activity
Source: RefSeq, a predicted model, not a curated record
ACCACGCUUUGAAGUUUCUCAAGUUUCCCUUACAUACAUUUCUAUUUUCUUCUUCUUUCUGGCUGCACCUUGGGCAUAUGGGAUCUUAGUUCCCUGACCAGAUACCAAACUUGUGUCCCCUGCAGGGGAAGUUCGGAGUCUUAGCCAUUGGGCCAGCUAAUGUGGGAAAUGCCCACAUUUCUAUUUUCAGUGGAGUGACUUAUUUUUUUAUAUGUGGUGUGGGGCGGGGCAGGGCGGGGUGGGGAGCGGGGAAGCUGUCUUCCAGGGCUCCCCACAUGAGAAAGAAAGGAAGAAAAGGAGAAAGAGGAAAUUCCUUCUGGUCCUGUGCUGUGUGCACAGGAUAAGUCUCGUUGGCGGCAGGCUGAGUCUGGAAGUUGGUGAAGCCGCCAGACCACGGCAGGGAAAGGGAUGGGGGCGGUCCAGUGGUAAAGACUUUGCCUUCCAAUGCCUGCAGGUUCGACCCCUGGUCUGGGAGCCAAGAUCCCACAUGCCUCUGGGUCAAAAGACUAAAACCUAAGACACAAGCAAUACUGUAACAAAUUCAAUAAAGACUUUAAAAAUGGUCUGCAUCAAAAAAAAACUUAAAAAAAAAGAAAAUCCAGCAAUCAGCCACUCACCAGGGCAGAGGCCAGGGGGUGCGGUGUCCUGGCUGGCGGCCCAGCCAGUCAUGGGGUGAGUAGGCUUCAGAAGUAUGGAUCGGACCCAAGUGGAGAGCAGGCAGGAGGGAGGCACAGGGAUGGAUCUUGAGCUCUUUCUAGACCUGUACUUGCCCCCCUACCAUGCCAUCUACAUUUUCACCAGGAAGAAUGGCAUCCCCUUCAAGCUGAGGCCUUUGGAGCUGGCACCACGGGGUUAGCAGAGCCAGGUGGGCUCCAUGGAGGGGGCACCUGGGGGCCAGACCCUGCCCUGAGCCACCUCUGUGCUCUCUCUGCUCCCCUCUCCCCCAAGGGAGCACCUGAACCCCGAAUUCCUGAAGGUGAACCCCAUGGGGAAGGUGCCUGCCCUCAGGGAUGGGGACUUCCUGCUGGCUAAGAGUGUCUCCUGCCCCACUUCUCCUGGCGGCCCAUGGAGAUGCCACGCAGGUAGAGCAGCUGCUGGGGAAGCUGACGCCCGCUCUGGGGCACCUCGAUCAGGAGCUCCUGGCAGCCAGGUCUUUCCUGGCCUCUGGGCAGGUCUCCUGGAGGAUCUGAUGGCAUUCACAGAGCUGAUGCAGGUGAGGUUCUCCUGCCCACUUGCCCCCGGGGGUGCUCUGGGUGCGGGCUGAGCCCAAGCCCCAGCUGCCCUGUUUCCCUAGCCCUCUGCCGUCGGCUGCAACCUCUUCCGAGACUGGCCCAAGCUUGCCACAUGGCAGGCCCAUGUGGAGGCUGCCCUGGGCCCUGAGCUCGUCCAGAAGGCCCACAGGCAUGUGCUUCAGUCUCAGGACCCCCAGGAGGCCCAGUGGGACCCUCAGAUGGCCCAGAAGCUGGCGCAGCUGGUGAAGGAGCAGCUCCACUGAGGGCCAGCCGCGCCCCUGCGGUUUGGGGGCUGCAGUAAGAGUGCUGUGUGCCCAUCACUCGUCUCCAGCCUUGCUCUGCUCUAGUCAAUGGGCUCUUCUGGUUUCUAAACCGUCUGGGAAUCUCCUCAAGUCGAGCAGCUCAGAGACAGCAGCACUCAGGCCCCCCGCAUGACCCUCCUCUGCCUCCGGGUGCCGAGUCCAGGUGCUUGGCUCUCGGGCGCAGCUGGUCCCAACCCCGGCUGGAAGCUUCUGAGCUCCUCUGUGACCCCUUGAGUCCCCGGUGGUGUCACCCAGUGCCCUGACAACCCCCCAGGUUCCGGUUUCUUUCUCUGCACCCAUUUCUAGCCACAGUUCAGGCUAGACGCGCCCCCCCCUCCCCCAUCCCCACUGCUUCUGGAACCUAUAACGCCCCUUUGGUCACUUUCUGCCAUAAAGGCUUGGCCCCAGGAGUUCCUACACGGAAGCCCCUCUCGGAUACGGGCCAGGGGCACACACAUGCGUGCCCCCAGGGAGGGGAAGGGAAAAUUCACAAUUCACAGCACCCCUGCCACCCCAUGUGGUGGCUGUGGGUCUGCUCCCGAGUGUCCUCACAAUCCUUCCCGCUGUGAGUGUUCCAGGCUUCUGGGCCUCAUGGCAACACCAAGAGAACAAUAAGUUCCAGAAUGCGGGGCGCCGGGCCUGGGUGGGUGGGCACAGGGCUAGGGCACAGGCUGCGGUGGGCUGCGUGCGGCUGGGCGUCUGCCAGCCGCGGUGGGGCCCAGCAUGGGCCUGGAGCUCUACCUGGACCUGCUGUCCGCGUCCUGCCGCGCCGUCUACAUCUUCGCCAGGAAGAACAGCAUCCCCUUCGACUUCCAGUUUGUGGAUCUGCUGAAAGGUCACCACCACAGCAAGGAGUACGUCGAGAUCAACCCCCUGAGGAAGCUGCCCAGCCUCAGAGACGGGAAGUUCAUCUUGUCUGAAAGCGUGGCCAUCCUUUUCUACCUGUGCCGCAAGUACAGCGCCCCCUCGCACUGGUACCCGCCAGACCUGCACAUGCGUGCCCGCGUGGACGAGUUCAUGGCCUGGCAGCACACGGCCAUUCAGCUGCCCAUGAACAAGAUACUCUGGAUGAAGCUGCUGAUCCCGAUGAUCACGGGAGAUGAGGUCCCAGCUGAGAAGACAGAGCAGAUGCUGGCGGAGGUGAAGAACAACCUGAAGCUCUUCGAGGAGAAGUUUCUGCAGGACAAGAUGUUCAUCACUGGGGACAACAUCUCCCUGGCCGACCUGGUAGCCCUGGUGGAGAUGAUGCAGGUUUCCAGCGGGGGCAGGCGGACGGGGCAGACGAGGGACUCCCUUGAGAGCGUAACUUGCAGAGAGGCUGGGGAAGUUGGAGCCAUGCCUGGGUGCCUGGCCUUGACCCGGCGGGAACCACGGGAAGCCCAGGUUGGGAACCAGGGAGGAUCAUGGUCGUUAGUGCUUCAGGAAGAGUCCUCCGUGGGGACAGGAGCUGGAGGCCCAUGGCCGGCAACCAUAACGUCUUCCUCAACAGUGCCAAGCUGGCCGAGUGGCGCAUGAGGGUGGAGCUGGCCAUCGGCUCCACUCUCUUCUGCGAGGCCCACGACCGGCUGGUGAAGUUGGCGGAAUGGGACUGCUCCACGCUGGACCCGAUGGUCAAGGAGAGGAUCUGCGAUUUGCUGCAGAAGUUCAAGUAGA